Messenger RNA from Fraxinus pennsylvanica, 1794 nucleotides. The record is from the annotation of a GenBank genome assembly. Lineage: Eukaryota; Viridiplantae; Streptophyta; Magnoliopsida; Lamiales; Oleaceae.
AUGAGAAAGUUAGUUUCUGGAGGUGAAAUCAAUGAAGAAAAUAAAGCACAAACAAGUUCUAAAGAUAAAGGAUGUGAAGAAGAUGCUGUUCUUCAGGUGGGAAAUGGUAAAGGGGACCACGGACAUGACAGCUUGAAGCCAUCUUUUGAUCAGAAGAAUUUAUCAAAGCAAGGACCUAUUCUAACUAAGAUAUCAUCAGCUGAAAUUACUGAUUCAAUGGCAUCUUCUUCUGCCAAAAAGGAACAGGAUGACCAUCAACUUGAAUUGGCAAAAGUCGAGAUCCGUGAAGUGAUCGCAGAAAAUCAAAGGCUGAGGAUGUGUUUAGAUCGAAUUCUAAAGGAUUAUCGGACCCUUCAAAUGCAAUACCAAGAUGUAGUUGAACAAGAAGCUGCUAAAAAAUCAACAAGUCCAGUUCAAGAUACAGAAGAAGAAUCUGCAGAACUUAUCUCCCUCAGCCUGGGAAUGAGUUCAAGCGAUCACUUUGCAAAAAAAGAUGGGUUCUCUAAAAUGUCAAAAAAAGAAAAAAUUGAUGAAAAAUUAAAGAAACAAGGAAUCUUGGAUCUAGGACUGGACUGCAAAUUUAAAGUACCACCAGUCGAACCUUCUCCGGUUGGUAGCCAGGAGACUAGCGUAGAAGAAAUUAAGGAAGAAACUGCAGGAGAGAAUUUUCCACCCCAUAGCCUGUUGAAGAAUAUUGUUAGAAAUGGUGAUGGUGAACUCUCUCAGCAGAACCCUGCUAAAAGAGCCAAGGUUUCAGUUAGAGUCAGAUGCGACACCCCAACAAUGAAUGAUGGAUGUCAAUGGAGGAAAUAUGGGCAGAAGAUUGCGAAAGGAAACCCAUGCCCUCGAGCAUAUUAUCGUUGCACUGUUGCACCAUCCUGCCCAGUUAGAAAGCAGUUGCAAAGAUGUGCGGAUGACAUGUCAAUCUUGAUCACUACAUAUGAAGGAACACAUAACCAUCCACUUUCUGUCUCCGCCACUGCCAUGGCCUUCACCACUUCUGCAGCUGCUUCCAUGCUAAUGUCUGGCUCAUCAACCUCAGGAUCAUCAGGCGAAACCUCAUCAUCUACUCCUACUACAAACUCCGUGAAUCUCAAUGGAUUCAAUUUCCAUCUCUCUGAUAACUCGAGAUCAAAUCCAUUUUACCUACCAAAUUCCUCGCUUUCGUCCUCCCCUUCCUAUCCAACUAUCACUCUCGAUCUCACUUCAAACACAGCCUCUGCUCGACUAGGUAACUUUCCUCCAAGAUAUUCUACGACAAAUCUCAACUUUAGUUCUUUGGAAUCAAAUGCUUUACCAAUCUAUUGGAGUAAUGGGGUUCUCAGUUAUGGGAAUCCACCAUACAACAAAAACCAAACUGUAAGCUUUGGAUCACAUCCUCAAGAAACCCUAUACCAAUCUUACUUGCAAAAGAAUCUAAACCCUACACAACAGUCUCUUCCACCAGAUGCUAUUGCAGCUGCCACAAAAGCAAUUACUUCAGACCCAAUUUUUCAAUCUGCAUUAGCAGCUGCUCUUACGUCAAUCAUUGGGUCUGGUGGUGCUACUCCCAGUACUGCAGAGAAACAAACUGUAGGUGAUAAGUCCAGCCAAAAUAUAAAGUCAAGUACAGAACCUAAUUUUCAUAUUCUUUCCAGCUUUCCAUCAACUUCAAAUGUCAACAAAUGUGCUUCAAGUUUUAUGAACAAAUCCCCGCCCGCGUCUAGUUCUCAACCGGCUGGCUUGACGUUUCUUUCAAAUUCAUUCCCCUUUUCCACCUCCAAGAGUAAAUCUAACUCUCCAGGUGACAAAUAG